Melanotaenia boesemani (Boeseman's rainbowfish) is the source of this 794-nucleotide messenger RNA. It is a transcript of the gene stmp1, whose product is annotated as short transmembrane mitochondrial protein 1. The record is from RefSeq and is a predicted model, not a curated record. The transcript is spliced from 3 exons. Lineage: Eukaryota; Metazoa; Chordata; Actinopteri; Atheriniformes; Melanotaeniidae. The coding region runs from base 143 to 283 and encodes 46 amino acids.
ACGUUUUGUUGUGAGAGGCUAGCUUUGUUAGCCAACUGGCUUGGUUAGUUUUUACCUCUUUAACUUGGCAGUACUACCUAUUUUAUUAAACACUAAGUUUUUUUUGUUUUGUUCAGACCUUUACUGACUUUAUUAUUCCACCAUGUUGCAGUUCCUGGCUGGCUUUACAUUGGGGAAUGUUGUUGGGAUGUAUCUCGCUCAAAACUAUGAAGUUCCCAACAUAGCGAAGAAAAUCGAAGCUUUUAAGAAGGAUGUGGAGGCAAAGAAGAAGCCCCCUGAGUAAACGAUGUGGGACUAUGUUACAAGCAAGAAGAAACACCUUCUGUAGAGAAACUAUUUAUUUUACAGGGUUGUUAUGGUGUGAUGUGUGUACAUUUGAUAAAAGGAUUGAUUAUGUGACAUGUAUAAAAAUAUAAGCAGUGCCUGGAGCAGUAUUCGUUUCUUCCCUUAGUUAUAAAGGCAUAUUUCCAUUAUAGCCUGUUUUUCUAAGUUAAUUUUAGCAGAGACUGGAUUUAAAGAAAAAUAUAACAAACUAGUGGGAUCAUUUUGAGUCCAGUUCAGUGAUACUGGUUACAGGCCUUUUCUAUAAUGCAGUGUGAUGUUUGUAACCUUCUCGUGGUAUUCAGUAUCGCCACAACAGAUGUGUAUAAUAUUCUCUUAAAUGCACUGAACAAAAUGAGAAGAAAACACUUACAAGUGUCUACUUUAUCAAUGGAAGAACUGCCAAAUGCUUUGUCACAUUAGCAAAAACAAUUCUGAAUUGUUUAGCUAAAAAUAAAAUUGCAAAAAUGAAA